CCAUUUAGGAUGUAUAGUAGUGCACUACUUAGGGAAUAGGAUUCCAUUUAGGAUGUAUAGUAGUGCACUACUUAGGGAAUAGGAUUCCAUUUAGGAUGUAUAGUAGUGCACUACUUAGGGAAUAGGAUUCCAUUUAGGAUGUAUAGUAGUGCACUACUUAGGGAAUAGGAUUCCAUUUAGGAUGUAUAGUAGUGCACUACUUAGGGAAUAGGAUUCCAUUUAGGAUGUAUAGUAGUGCACUACUUAGGGAAUAGGAUUCCAUUUAGGAUGUAUAGUAGUGCACUACUUAGGGAAUAGGAUUCCAUUUAGGAUGUAUAGUAGUGCACUACUUAGGGAAUAGGAUUCCAUUUAGGAUGUAUAGUAGUGCACUACUUAGGGAAUAGGAUUCCAUUUAGGAUGUAUAGUAGUGCCCUACUUAGGGAAUAGGAUUCCAUUUAGGAUGUAGCAUAUUUCACUGGUUUCCCAGAGAGUUCUGUUCCUGAAGUGUCCCCAGAGGUAGAUCCUCAUUCUUCCCUGACAUCACCUAACUGCUGGCAGCAUAACUGGCUCCUCUCUCCUGCCAAGCACCAGUUCUCCCUCAUGCAGUGGCCUCAUGAAAUAUCUCCUCUCUCAGCACUGCAAUGCAACAACACCGCCCCCUUUUGUGAUGUCACUGCUGACUCCACCAGUAGGGGCGUGUCCUGACACCAGAUCUUCCAUCCAGCUUAGACUAGGCUGCAGCUCUUGGGGGAGGAAAGCUUUGACACUGCAGCGUACAGAGAUAAUAAUGGGGAAUGCACAGGAUAAGCCCUCUGGAUCCGGGGGGGCUAAAACGGACCAGGCCACCCCAGGAUUCAGGAGGAGAAGCAGAGCCGGGAGUACGGAGAAGCCCAAGGCAGGGAAGGGUCCCCCAGAGAAGGGGUCGAUGGCCAACGGAGCCACCCAGGGGGACAGGAACCAGAGUAAGGACAUCCCACCAGACACCAGCUAUCUGGACGCCCCCGCUGGAGCUCUGCCGCCCCACCUGGGCCGGCUCAAGAACGAGGGUAACCACCUCUUCAAAAAAGGACAGUUUGCAGAUGCUGUGGAGAAAUAUUCUGCAGCCAUCGAUGGCUGCUGUGACGCAGGUAUAGAGAGUGGAGAGGACCUGUGUAUUCUCUACUCUAACAGAGCUGUUUGUUGUUAA
This is a messenger RNA of Oncorhynchus keta (chum salmon), 1165 nucleotides long. Its product is annotated as sperm-associated antigen 1A-like. Gene Ontology annotation, molecular function: protein binding. Gene Ontology annotation, biological process: axonemal dynein complex assembly. The coding region runs from base 593 to 1165 and encodes 190 amino acids. NCBI's taxonomy places the organism in Eukaryota, Metazoa, Chordata, Actinopteri, Salmoniformes, Salmonidae. The record is from RefSeq and is a predicted model, not a curated record. The transcript has 2 exons. Gene Ontology annotation, cellular component: cytosol.